Molecule: messenger RNA, 2831 nt
Organism: Anoplopoma fimbria (sablefish)
Lineage: Eukaryota; Metazoa; Chordata; Actinopteri; Perciformes; Anoplopomatidae
Product: carnitine O-palmitoyltransferase 2, mitochondrial-like
Exons: 5
Coding region: 146-2143 (665 amino acids)
Biological process (GO): fatty acid beta-oxidation
Cellular component (GO): mitochondrion
Molecular function (GO): carnitine O-palmitoyltransferase activity
Source: RefSeq, a predicted model, not a curated record
CGUCAGUGACCUGCUAGCUGUAGCCGGUGUGCUUUACGUCAGUGACCUGCUAGCUGUAGCCGGUGUGCUUUACGUCAGUGACCUGCUAGCUGUAGCCGGUGUGCUUUACGUCAGUGACCUGAUACGUAUUCAGUAUACUAGCACCAUGGCCAGUCCACUUUCAGUGCAUUGUGUCGCCUCUCUGAGGAUAUCCGGAAUUAAUUUAAGAACUGCUGCUCUGGGCAUCAAUAAGCGAAACUACAGCAGCAAAAAGGAGUUUUCAACCGAGUAUUUGAGCCAAAGUGUUGUGCCAUCGAUGCAUUACCAGAAGAGUUUACCCAGACUACCCAUACCAAAGCUGGAGGAUACUGUCAGGAGGUAUUUAGCAGCCCAGAGGCCUCUGUUGGAUGAUGAACAGUUCAGAACAACAGAGAAAAUUGCACAUGAUUUCCAGAACGGUGUGGGGAAACAGCUGCAGGAGGAACUGGUAGCUCAGGACAACAACAAUACACACACAAGCUACAUCUCAGGACCAUGGUUUGACAUGUAUCUGUCUGCUCGCGACUCUGUGGUGCUGAACUUCAACCCCUUCAUGUCCUUCAAUCCUGACCUCAAGACCGAGUACAAUGACCAGCUUGUGCGGGCGACCAAUGUGGUGUGUUCAGCAGUGCGCUUCAUGAAAACACUCCGAGCUGGGUUACUGGAGCCAGAGGUUUUCCACCUCAACCCGGCAAAGAGUGACACAGACGGGUUCAAAAGGUUCAUCCGCUGGGUCCCGUCUUCCCUGUCUUGGUAUGGAGCUUACAUGGUGAAUGCUUACCCCCUGGACAUGUCUCAGUACUUUCGCCUCUUCAACUCAACUCGGAUCCCCAAGAGGGGUAGAGAUGAGCUCUUCACAGCCGAGAAAGCGCGACAUCUCCUAGUGAUGAGGAAAGGCCACAUGUAUGUGUUUGACAUUGUAGACAGGGAUGGGAAUUUGGUGAAGCCUGCUGAGAUUCAGUCCCACUUGAAGUUCAUUUUGUGCGACCCAACGCCAGCAGCUGCCUUUCCUCUCGGGGUCCUGACCAGUGAGAACAGGGAUGUGUGGGCCGGACUGAGGGACAAGCUGAUAGCUGCUGGAAACGCAGAAGAUUUACGGAUUGUUGACAGUGCGCUUUUCUGUCUCAGUCUGGACGAUGAAAGCAUGAGGGACCACCUCCACAUCUCCCACAACAUGCUGCACGGCGACGGCUGUAACCGGUGGUGGGAUAAGUCCUUCACAGUCAUUCUGACCAAAGAUGGACAGGCAGCCAUCAAUUUUGAGCACUCCUGGGGAGACGGCGUCGCUGUACUUCGCUUUCAAAAUGAGAUCUUCAAAGACACGACGGAGCAGCCGCUGGUACACCCGGGCUCCGCUGCUGCUGCUGUGGAUUCAGCCUCUGCUGUGCGCAGACUGCAGUUCCACCUGGACAGUGAGCUGGAGAAUGGCAUCAAUAAAGCCAAGGAGAACUUUGACUCAAUUGUAUCAACACUCACCAUUGAUGCCUUGGAGUUCAAGAAAGGUGGCAAGGCACAGUUAAAGAAGAGCAAGUUGAGUCCAGAUGCUAUAGCACAGCUGGCUUUUCAAAUGGGUUUCCUGAGGCAGUAUGGACAGACAGUAGCCACAUAUGAGUCCUGUAGCACUGCAGCAUUCAGGCAUGGCCGAACAGAGACCAUCCGGCCAGCCACCAUACACACAAAACAAUGUUCACACGCCUUUGUUUACCAGCCAGGACAACACAGUGUGGAGCAACUACAGGCCAUGCUGAGUGAAUGCUCUAAAUAUCAUGGGCAACUCACCAAAGAAGCAGCUAUGGGACAAGGUUUUGACCGUCACCUGUUUGCCCUGCGAUAUCUAGCAAAUUCAAAGAGUGAGGCUCUGCACAGCUUGUACACAGACCCAGCUUACACUGCCAUCAACCACAACAUCCUCUCCACCAGUACCCUCACCAGUCCGGCUGUGAAUCUUGGUGGCUUUGCCCCAGUGGUGUCUGAUGGCUUUGGUGUUGGCUAUGGUGUCCAUGACGACUGGAUCGGCUGCAAUGUGUCCAGCUACCCGGCUCGCAAUGUCCAUGAAUUCCUGCAGUGUGUCCACAAGUCCUUAGAGGACAUUUUCACUGUCCUGGAAGGAAAGACACUCACCUAAGAAACAAGUGAUUCUCUUCAAAAAAAAUUGAUUAUUUGGAACAGUGGUGAGUGAUUAACUUCUCUGGGCAACAACUUCAGAAAGUGAAUAUGAAUAUUUAAUGCACCACAAGGAGAAUCACAAUGUUUAUAUAUGUAUUUGUUUAAAUUCAUUGGAUGUUUGAUACUUUAAUUGUGUUCUUUAAGGGGUUUUGAUGCAACUAUAUGUAUGAAACAAUGGAUCUUGUCAGUCUAUCAAAAUUGAUGUAUAAAUAAAAAAUGAUAGUGUCAACCUUCAACUGCAGACAAGUCAUGAGAUUCAUUGUAUAAUAAAAAAACAAGUUGAACCUCAAAAAGUUGAACCUCAAAAACUGUCCACCUAAACGGAUUCAAUCAUCUGGCUUUGUAAGAAUUCAGUCUGUUCAGUCAGCCUCGUACUUUAGCCUGAAUUAUAUUGUUAGCUGUAUUUUUUUGUGUUUUAGGGUGACAUUAUACAGUGACAGGUGACAAGAUUCAGAGUGCUGAUAUUAUAAAUUAUGCAGCAGGGCUUAAUAGAUGUAGAACUUCUCUGUAAUACAGAUUAGUGUAUGAAGUCAGCUUCUGUGCCUUUUAUGAAAAUGUGAAUUGAACAGCCAUUUGCUGAUUUUCACUGUAAUAAUUACUUAUUAAUGUAUAUGAAUGUAUUUUGAAAUAAAAAUGUAAUGACAAUA